GCUGCUCUCUCCGCCGGAGAUUGGCCGUGAAAUCCAUGUCCGACGGGAACUUCAACUCCGAAAAGAAGAAGAAGAAGAUAAAGGAAGCCAAACUGAGAUCUUCAGUUCAAUUCCUUUUCUGGUUUUUACCCAUUUGAGCUGUCAAUAUGGGGAACUGUUACGCUUGCUUGGGAGUUGUAAACUCAGAAAACCAGAACAAAUCAACGAAGAAAAAGAGAAGAAAGAAGGGAAGGAAGAAAGAGAAACCCAAUCUUUUUGCUCAAGGCCCCAGGCCUACGGCGCUGAUUCGAGUCCUCAAAGACGUUGUGUGUCACCGAACUCGCAUCACUGAUAAGUAUAUACUGGGUCGUGAACUGGGUCGAGGGGAGUUUGGUAUUACCUACUUAUGUACUGAUAGAGAAACUAAAGAAGCCCUAGCCUGCAAGUCUAUAUCCAAGAGGAAGCUUAGAACGGCCAUCGACAUCGAAGAUGUACGCCGAGAGGUUGCCAUCAUGUCUAGCCUUCCUGACCACCCAAACAUCGUCAGGCUUAGAGCUACUUACGAAGACAAUGAAGCUGUGCACCUUGUUAUGGAGCUCUGUGAGGGUGGUGAGCUCUUUGAUCGGAUCGUGGCGAGGGGACACUAUAGUGAGCGUGCAGCGGCGAAUGUGGCCCGGACGGUUGCCGAAGUUGUUAGGAUGUGCCAUGAGCAUGGAGUAAUGCAUAGAGACCUUAAACCUGAGAAUUUCCUCUACGCUAACAAGCGAGAGCAUGCGCCGCUUAAAGCCAUCGAUUUUGGACUCUCCGUCUUCUUUCGUCCUGGGGAAAAGUUCUCGGAGAUCGUGGGAAGUCCUUAUUAUAUGGCACCGGAGGUGUUGAAGCGGAAUUAUGGGCCGGAGGUUGAUAUAUGGAGCGCUGGUGUGAUUUUGUAUAUUUUGUUGUGUGGGGUUCCUCCAUUUUGGGCAGAGACUGAACAGGGAGUUGCCCAGGCAAUUCUGCGGGGGAUGAUUGAUUUCAAGAGGGAUCCAUGGCCUAGGGUUUCUGAAAGUGCUAAGAGUCUUGUUCGGCAGAUGCUGGAAUCAGACCCAAAGAAACGCUUGACUGCUCAACAGGUUCUGGAUCAUUCCUGGCUACAGAAUGCGAAGAAAGCUUCAAACGUUCCACUUGGAGAUAUUGUGAGGACAAGGCUGAAACAAUUCUCUGUGAUGAAUAGAUUCAAAAAGAAAGCUAUGCGGGUAAUUGCGGAGCACUUGUCUGUUGAGGAAGUGGAAAUCAUAAGAGAUAUGUUUAAAUUGAUGGACACCGAUAACAAUGGGAAAAUAACAUACGAGGAGCUGAAGGCUGGCUUGCAGAAGGUCGGUUCUCAAUUGGCUGAAUCAGAGAUGAAACUGCUGAUGGAAGUGGCUGAUGUCGAUGGGAAUGGUACAUUAGACUACGGAGAGUUUGUUACGGUCACAAUCCACUUACAGAAGAUGGAAAAUGAUGAACAUAUCCGUAGAGCAUUUACGUUCUUUGAUCGGGAUGGGAAUGGUUAUAUUGAAAUGGAUGAGCUAAGGGAAGCCUUGACAGAUGAUUCUGGAGAAACUGAUGCUGAAGUACUGAAUGAUAUCUUACGUGAGGUUGACACAGACAAGGAUGGGAAAAUCAGUUAUGAGGAAUUUGUUGCAAUGAUGAAAACUGGUACUGAUUGGAGAAAGGCAUCUCGACAAUACUCCAGAGAGAGGUUCAAGAGUUUGAGCAUUAACCUGAUGAAGGAUGGUUCUUUGAUAAUGGGCAAUGAAGCAGAUGGUCAAAUUACGGUUGUCGAAGCCAAGGGGAACGCUAGCUAGGUCUUCUGUGAUGCAGAAAUAUUCUUUUUCUCUAAAGCUAAACCAAAGCAAUGUUCAUCUUCAAAAUAUUCAGUGCACGAAAAAUAUGGUGUGAAAGAAAAUGUAUCCAAGAGUCUUGGCUGGUUCCAUAAGCGAAGCUAAGAUGUUGCUGGACUUUGGAUUGCAUUUUUGGCUGCAUGGAAGUAGAUCUCGGAGGACCUUGGACUGGCUGGAGGUUGGUAUUGUUGGAGAAAGGAAGGGUAUCGUAUAAUUCUUUUUUAGAAUUUGUAUCAAAUUUGUAAAUCUGGCUAUGUUGAUUUGCCUGUAGUAUUUCUUCAUGUGUUUUUCUAAUUGUGAGCUGUUUUUUUUCUGGCA
This is a messenger RNA of Telopea speciosissima, 2162 nucleotides long. Its product is annotated as calcium-dependent protein kinase 30-like. Gene Ontology annotation, cellular component: nucleus; cytoplasm. The transcript is spliced from 7 exons. The record is from RefSeq and is a predicted model, not a curated record. Gene Ontology annotation, biological process: peptidyl-serine phosphorylation; protein autophosphorylation; intracellular signal transduction. The coding region runs from base 147 to 1808 and encodes 553 amino acids. Lineage: Eukaryota; Viridiplantae; Streptophyta; Magnoliopsida; Proteales; Proteaceae. Gene Ontology annotation, molecular function: ATP binding; calmodulin binding; calcium ion binding.